UGUAUUAAUGAUCUUCUCUCCUUUCUUUCUUUCUCUCUUUCUUUCUCCCUAGGUGCCUUAUACUCCAGAAAAUUCACCAUUGAUGGAGAACAGAUUUCCUUACAAGUCCAGGAUACCCCAUUUGUUUCUCUGGAGGACGAGAAUGACACCAUCUGUUGCCAGGAGCAGAUAAAUCGGUCCAUUUAUUGGGCAGACGGCUUCGUGUUUGUCUACUCCAUCACGGACUAUGACAGUUACCGUGUCAUCCGCCCGUUACACCAGCACAUCCGGAAGAUUCACCCCAAUGCCAACAUCCCGUUGCUGCUGAUGGCCAACAAGGGAGACCUGCUGCGAGCCAGGCAGGUGUCCACGAAGGAAGGCCACCAACUAGCUAACGAGCUGAGUUGCCCUUACUCGGAGGUCUCUGCCCGAGAGAACUGUGAAGGGGUUCAUGAGGCUUUUAAGCAGCUGUGCCAAGAGCUGAGUAGGAUCAUUGGGAAUUGCAAUGGGGAGAAACGAAGGGGCCUCCAUCUUGUCCGGCCCAAAUCACCCAACAUGCAAGAACUGAAAAGGAGGCUCAAACAAGCCUUGUCUUCAAAAGGCAAAGCCACCACGAUGCUCUGAUGAGCUUCAGAGUAACUGUGUUGGCUGGGCUGUGGCAGGCAGAGAAUAGAUAUGUAUGCCUUUUUAUGGUAGGUCCAUAAAACGUUUAAGUCUUAACUAUCUUUGGGGUGAAAGAAUCCCUUUCCAGAAAUGAGACUAUGAUGGCUGGUAAAGUUAAGCCCUUUCAUUAGACGAUCACCAAGAGCGUCCAAAGCAAAGUCUUAGAGGUGCCUUUAUUCUCAGUAUUAAUUUCAGCUUCUUCACUUGCAUGAGACAGACAGGUUGAUAUCUGCACCUGUUCAAUCAAACUUUGCUUCAGCCAUAACCUUGGUUCUCCCCCAUAUUUCAGGCAAGCAGCCUACUUUCUUCCCUAACGUUUAGGUCCCAAAUGUAUGCUUAUUCAUUUAUGCGGUUGCCCCUGGCCUUUAAAGAAAAAAUACACACACAUAUAAAUGUCUUAAACACUGCUAUGAAAUGGGCAGGAGAGAUGGUUGUUGAUCUCUCCAUCUGGCUACCAGCUCCUGUGAGAGGUGAGCCUUCUCCCUUCCAGUUCCACCACACCAACCACCAGCACAACUUUUUUAGAGUAGAAGAGGAAAAUCCUAUUCUUUUCUUUUCCUUAUUUCUCAAUGGGUUAUUUCAGAGGAAUAAUCCAUAGUUUAUCUGUGGCCAUCCAAAUGCUUGAAAUGAAUGAUUGCUUUAUCAUUACAGUUGACCUCAUAAAUGUUAUAAAUGAUCUGGAACUUUGUAAUUCAUACAUGGAAUGGAUGAAUCCAAUGUGGAGUUAAUCCGGCUUGAGCCCAUGGAAACUAUUGGAACUAAUGUAUGCUUUUCUGAACUGGAUUGUGGGCAUGAAGUGGGCCCUUAGUCCUAAUUUCAGGAUUGCUUACCAAUAGCCACUACUGUGUGGUAGCUUGGAUAUCUGAAAUAGCUACAAUUGAGCCAUUAUUGUAAGCAGGUUUCUCCAACCUGGUGUCCUUGGACUAAAGCAAUAUAUUCUUUA
Molecule: messenger RNA, 1585 nt
Organism: Python bivittatus (Burmese python)
Lineage: Eukaryota; Metazoa; Chordata; Lepidosauria; Squamata; Pythonidae
Source: RefSeq, a predicted model, not a curated record